UGGCGACGUAUCCGAACUUCUUUCGGUCUUGGAACUUCUUCCACGUGCUAAUAAUUCUUUUUUAUCAUCUUUCUUAUUGAAAAGAUCGAUAUUAUCCCGACACAAGAUGUUGAUGCCAAAGCAGAACAGGACUGCCAUUUAUGAAAUGCUCUUCAAGGAGGGUGUCAUGGUCGCAGAAAAAAAUGUUCACUUACCCAACCAUCCUGAAUUGGAAGGAAUUCCAAACCUUCAUGUGAUUAAGGCCAUGCAGAGUAUGAAGUCUCGUGGUUUGGUGAAGGAACAGUUUGCCUGGAGGCACUACUACUGGUGCCUAACAAAUGAUGGCAUUGAGUACCUACGUGGAUAUCUUCAUUUGCCCCCAGAAAUCGUCCCAGCCACUCUGAAAAGGAAGGCUGCCGCUGAAGGUGCCCGUAUGGGUAAGCCCAUGGGGCCAAGAGGCGGUGACUCUUCUAGAGCCGCAGAAGACAGAACCGCUUAUAGAAGAGGACCCGGUGAUAAGAAAAUUGAUGUUGGUGCCGGCGCAGGCAAUUUGGAAUUUAUGGGAGGAUUUGGCAGAGGCAAAGCUCCACAAUAAAUUGACCUAUUGUAACGCAAUCAACAUCUGCGUUAGUUAUGCUUUUGUAUUGAAGAAGACAAACUCUUCAAUGUAAAAUAAAAAAUUAAUUUUUACAGAUAAGUAA
Messenger RNA from Trichogramma pretiosum, 680 nucleotides. Its product is annotated as 40S ribosomal protein S10b-like. Lineage: Eukaryota; Metazoa; Arthropoda; Insecta; Hymenoptera; Trichogrammatidae. The record is from RefSeq and is a predicted model, not a curated record. Bases 107 to 574 code for a protein of 155 amino acids. Gene Ontology annotation, molecular function: RNA binding; structural constituent of ribosome. The transcript has 3 exons. Gene Ontology annotation, cellular component: cytosolic small ribosomal subunit.